This is a messenger RNA of Olea europaea var. sylvestris, 3287 nucleotides long. RefSeq names its product probable inactive ATP-dependent zinc metalloprotease FTSHI 2, chloroplastic. The coding region runs from base 188 to 2812 and encodes 874 amino acids. Gene Ontology annotation, cellular component: chloroplast thylakoid. The transcript has 12 exons. Gene Ontology annotation, biological process: proteolysis. Lineage: Eukaryota; Viridiplantae; Streptophyta; Magnoliopsida; Lamiales; Oleaceae. Gene Ontology annotation, molecular function: ATP binding; ATP hydrolysis activity; metalloendopeptidase activity. The record is from RefSeq and is a predicted model, not a curated record.
CAAGCUACUGUCUAUACUUACAUAAAUAGAUACACCUCGUAUAUACGUGUACUAACGGAAUGUAUAACAAUCAAUCUCUUUCAAAUUGUGAUGUUCUCUGGAGCCCAAUUCAGCGAUUUUUUUGAUAAUGUAAUUACUCUAAACUUGCCCUAGUGUUAUUCUACGAGUAAUUAAUUAUUUUCAUUUGAUGGCGUGUAAUUGUAUUCUCAAUUCUUCAUUCUUACCCUUAAUUCCUCUAUGCACCCAACAUAAAUUUCGAAAAUUCAAAGCUUUACCCUCAAUUUCAUGCCAUUCUAGAAGGUACACCAUUAUAUGUGGAGAGAAAGAAGAACAAUCAAAAUUCAGAAAAACCCAGUUUAAUUUAUUGAAGCUUUCUGUAACAUUAACAGUAAUUUCAGCUUCACUGCCUCAGCCUUCACUUGCAGCUAAAGUGUCUGAAAAGAAGCGUUCAGGAAAAAGAUCUGAGGCACUAACCCCAGAGGAAUUGAAAAAUUGGGUUAAGGACCUUCCAACGAUAUCCCAUAGGCUUGCUUAUAGUGAAAUCUUGGACUUGAAAAUGGAAAAUAAGCUUAAGCAUGUUAUAAAGCCGCCAAAUACUGAGUUGAAGCAGCGGCCUGAGGUGGUUCUGGCAGUCUUGGAGGAUAAUAAGGUUGUUAGGAUUGUUUUGCCUUCUAUUGAGAGCGAUCCAAACUUCUGGGAACAAUGGGAUGAACUGAAGGUUGAUGGAAUUUGUGUUAAUGCUUAUAGUCCACCACUGAAAAAGCCUGAAAUACCAAGGCCUUAUCUUGGGUUCUUAUCAAAAAUUCCAGUAUGGAUGUUUUCAUUGGUUAAGCCAAAGCCUCAGUCGAAAAAGGCAUUGGAGUUGAAGAGGAUGAGAGAGGAGUUUAAACAGAGGAAAAAUGAGGAGCUGAACAAAUAUAGGGAAGAAAGGGAGAUGAUGGAGAAAGCCAUAAAAAUGCAGAAGAAAAUAGAGGAGAAGAAAAAGAGGCAGGAGAUGAAGAAGAUAAAGUAUGAGGAGUCAUUGCGCCAGGCACGUAGGAGUUCACAGGACAUGGCAAUAAUGUGGCAGAGAUUAGCUAGUGAUUCCAAUAUUGCCACGGCUCUUGGGUUGGUUUUCUUCUAUAUAUUUUAUCGCACAGUUGUUCUUAGUUAUAGGAAGCAGAAGAAGGAUUAUGAGGAUAGAUUGAAGAUAGAGAAGGCGGAGGCGGAGGAGAAGAAGAAGAUGAGGGAGCUGGAGAGAGAAAUGGCAGGGAUUGAGGAUGAUGAUGACGAUGAGGAAGGAGGAAAGGUGGGGGACAAUCCUUAUAUGAAAAUGGCACAACAAUUCAUGAAGUCUGGUGCACGUGUUCGGAGGGCGCACAACAAGAGACUUCCACAGUAUUUGGAAAGAGGGGUGGAUGUUAAAUUCUCGGAUGUUGCUGGGCUUGGGAAAAUCCGUCUUGAGCUUGAGGAGAUUGUGAAGUUCUUCACCCACGGAGAAAUGUACCGCAGGCGUGGAGUCAAAAUACCAGGUGGUAUACUUCUUUGUGGUCCCCCUGGCGUGGGAAAGACAUUGUUAGCAAAAGCUGUGGCUGGUGAGGCAGGUGUAAAUUUCUUCUCCAUUUCUGCAUCUCAGUUUGUCGAAAUAUAUGUUGGGGUUGGUGCUUCGCGUGUUAGAGCUCUCUAUCAAGAAGCAAAGGAAAAUGCUCCAUCUGUUGUCUUCAUUGAUGAGCUGGAUGCUGUUGGAAGGGAACGUGGUUUGAUUAAGGGAUCUGGUGGACAAGAACGGGAUGCUACUUUAAAUCAGCUUCUAGUCUGUCUGGAUGGGUUUGAAGGAAGAGGUGAAGUGAUUACCAUUGCUUCCACAAACAGGCCCGACAUUUUGGAUCCAGCACUUGUGAGACCUGGAAGGUUUGAUCGGAAAAUAUAUAUUCCAAAGCCCGGCCUUAUAGGACGCAUUGAAAUUUUAAAGGUCCAUGCUAGAAAGAAGCCAAUGGCACCGGAUGUGGACUAUAUGGCUGUUGCCACUAUGACUGAUGGAAUGGUUGGUGCGGAGCUAGCCAACAUCAUUGAGGUCGCUGCUAUUAAUAUGAUGCGUGAUGGAAGAACUGAGAUUACAACUGAUGACUUGUUACAAGCUGCGCAAAUAGAAGAACGAGGAAUGCUUGAUAAAAAAGAGAGGAGUCCUGAGACGUGGAAACAAGUAGCUAUUAAUGAAGCAGCAAUGGCUGUUGUGGCUGUGAACUUCCCUGAUCUUAGGAAUAUUGAAUUCGUCACAAUUGCCCCAAGAGCUGGAAGGGAAUUGGGUUAUGUACGAAUGAAGAUGGACCAUGUGAAAUUCAAGGAAGGAAUGUUGAGUCGGCAAUCACUCUUGGAUCACAUUACAGUCCAACUAGCACCACGAGCAGCUGAUGAGCUAUGGUAUGGAGAGGGUCAGUUGAGUACGAUAUGGGCAGAGACUGCAGACAAUGCUAGGUCAGCUGCACGGACUUUGGUUCUUGGUGGCCUUUCUGAGAGACAUUAUGGUCUGAACAACUUCUGGACUGCAGAUAGGAUAAAUGAUAUUGAUACAGAGGCAUUGCGGAUCCUAAAUAUGUGUUACGAUCGUGCAAAAAUGAUUCUUCAGCAAAAUCGAGAACUUAUGGAUGCUGUUGUCGAUAAUCUCGUUCAGAAGAAGAGUUUGACCAAGCGGGAAUUCUUCAACUUAGUCGAUUUGCAUGGUUCACUUCAACCAAUGCCGCCCAGUAUACUUGAUAUUAGGUCGACAAAGCGGUCACAACUAGAAAAUAUGAUCGCAGACAAGAAAGUAGUAGUUUUGGAGGAAACCAAAUGAGUACCAUGCUUGAAGACUGUCCAUCAGGCAAGAAGAGCAUAUUUUGCGUCCCUUUGACAUGGAAGUUCCUUUGUAGUAUUGAAGAUGGAGCAAACAAUUGAUUCUACCAAUGCGAAAGCCUGUUUGGCUCUCAUGUGCACCUGAUGCAUUGGGGAGGAGAAAAAACUUGUGCCCGGAGGUGAAAUAUUGUUUACAUAUUCUUGGAUAUCUGCAGAAUCGAUCAAUUUUGGUACCAGUACAGUUCUGAUGCCAGUAAGAACUUUAUUAGUUCAGUUGAUGGGGUUUUCAAAAUUUUGUACGUGCAUCUCUUGAUCUAUCAAAUGGGUAAUUAGAACAGUCUUGUUGACAUCAAUGCCUAAGUAUAUCCUUACACAUUGUCUAUCAUUGGUCCGACCGUACUUUUAAUUUAUUUUCCUUUAUGUAUAAGGUGACACCAUUUGCUUCAAUUCAACAUUUUACCUUCUGUUCAAGUGCA